AUGGCCAACGCUACGCCACGUAAUGAGGAAAAGCACUCUCACCAUGAUACGUCGAACAUGCUGGCUGCCUCUUCUCACGAUGCAAACUCAACGGACACCAUCACUUCGGCUCAGAGCACGAACAAGGUAACAAGCACAAACGAAAAGACUAGUGUCAACGACGUAACAAGCACGACCGACGUAACACGCACAAACGAAAAGACUAGUGUCAACGACGUAACAAGCACAACCGAAAAGACUAGCGUCAACGACACCGCCGCAUCCUCGUCAGACUCCUACAACAAGGGCCCUGAUGUCGAGACUGCCGAGGUCGGCGACGACCUCGAAGACGGCAUCGACUGGCGUCCCGGCUUCCGGCAACAGUUCCCCUGGAUCGGCUUCACGGGGCUGGUGAUCAUCCUGUUCGCAACCUCCAUGGGCGUCGCCGUGCUGGGCCAAUCCAACAGCAAACGCGUCAAAGACUGGCCCUUCACGCGGUUCCCCAUCCAGCCCAACGUGCUGAUCAACAUCGCAAACCAGUUUCAAAAUCUCGGCUUGAUCACAUUCAUCAGCCAGGGCCUCGCCAUCGCGUGGUGGCGCAAGGCCAUGCAGGGCAGCUCGCUCAGCACGCUGCACAGAAACCACGCGUACUCGUACAGCUUCUACUCGAUCGUGACCUCGGGGAAGCACUUCAACAUUGUCGCGCUGGCGGCGCUGAUGACAAAAUUCGCCGUCAUCGACUCGACCCUGUUUCAGAAAGCGACCAAGACCGUCGUCACGCAGCAGGUCAACUACAAGAACGAGUCCGUCACCGCGUGGGUCGAGACCCACUGGCCUGCGAAGAGCGGCGGCGUGCCGGGCGAAAAUGGGGCAAUCAAGACGGUCGAUACCGCGUGGGCUGGCGUGAUCAAUGCGUACAAUGGCAAGAUUGCGAAUGGCAAAGUGCACGACAUGCUGGGGAGCAAUGCAAGUUUCUUCGACUGCCCUUACAGGCAGGAGUGCACCGGCGCUAUCAAAGCGCUGGGGUUCGCGUUCAACUGCAGCACCACGAUCGAGGAUGUUGAUUACGGACUACAACACCAGACGCAGCUUGGCGGCGUCUCGUCGUCGUCGUACCCGCUGUGGGACAUUGCGUUUUCGUCGUCUUGGGCGAGCGACACCAAGCCGUAUGCGAGCGUCCAUCUGGAUAUGCUGUACGUCGACAGCCACGCCGGAUCUACCGAGAACUCGUGUCCCGGAACCCUCACACGGCGGACGUGUGAGAUUCGUCCCGCUUUGGUCGAGUAUCCUGUCACCGUCAUGGUGCCGUCGAAGGAAGAACUCGAGGGCAAGAACAUCGUCACCCACAUCAAAUUCUACUCGGACAACACGUCGCACCCGCUCGGCACGCCCGUCACGGAGCCGCAGAUCGACCAGCUGCGGUUCCUGGAGUACGUCGACCUGAACGAGCGCUUCAACGAGACAUCCACCAUCGGCGCGCUCACCUACGUGCUCAACAAUCUGUACGCAUCGUCUGCAAACCUCACCUACCGCGACGACUGGGACAUCAUGCUGCGUGGCGGCCAAGCCCAAACCACCUUCUUCGCCGACACCGACACGGAGACGUUCAGCAGAUGCUACUACGACAUCGACCGGCCCGGCCUCGACGACCCGGCCAUCGAGCUCCUCCGCAAAGUAAACACGCUCUCCUUCGUCGCCUCGCUCUACCUCAAAGGCCAGCCCAGCACCGCUGUCGAGUCCCGGCGCGCACAGAACAUGAGCUCGCAAACCGUACUCACCACCGUAACCGGCAUCGUCGAGGAAUACACAACCGAUUUCCACUACGUCGCCGGCGCCCUCGUCGCCACCUUGGCCACAAUCCUGCUCGUCCUCCCCGUCUACUGGGGAUUCUGGCAGCUCGGCCGCAAAGUCACCCUCGGCCCGCUCGAGAUCGCAAACGCCUUCAACGCCCCCGCCAUCCGGCCCGCCACUGUGCGCGCGCAGCACGGCGACUUCGACGAGGUGCUGAAUGAGGUCGGGAGCAGGCGCGUCCAGUACGGACAGCUCAGGGAUGCGCCACCGGGCCUGAUGGGCAUCGCGGAGCCCGAGUGCGUGGUGAGGCCCGAGAACAGGGUUUCUAGGCGCUUGACGCGCGCCCAGCAGGGCGCAGUUGGGGUUGGGGUUGGGGCGGCGAUCGGGGGGGUUGCCGCGGCGACGCUGGGCGGGCGGUAG
Ascochyta rabiei is the source of this 2190-nucleotide messenger RNA. RefSeq lists its product as uncharacterized. The transcript has a single exon. Bases 1 to 2190 code for a protein of 729 amino acids. Lineage: Eukaryota; Fungi; Ascomycota; Dothideomycetes; Pleosporales; Didymellaceae. The record is from RefSeq and is a predicted model, not a curated record.